AUGGCGACCAACGAAGGAAGCGACAUCAUCGAUCGCAUGGUUCCGUCCCUCCAGAAGGAGUUUGGGACCCUGGAGGAUGCUUCGGGAAUGCCUGCCCCCUACGCUAUUGCGGCACUCGUUACAGGUGACCCCCAGCUCCCCCAGAAGUACGGAUAUAUAGUCAAUGCCAAAGAGCUAUGCUUGUGCCAUCCAGAACUAGUGGAGAUGCUGAAGGAAGCAUUCCUUUCUGGCGAUUUUCGUAAAUUCGGAAGCACUUUUCUGCGGAUUGUUCAGCCGAAACCAGUCACUCCAGUCACGCCUACGUACUCCCUUCGUAACUCCUUCAGGACUCCAUAUGCCGGUGCUGCCGUCGACGGACUGUAUGAGUAUCUCAGAGAAAAUAAUAGAAAAUUCCACAGCCAGAAAAAUUACUAUGCGAAAUUUUGUUCCAUUGUUCAAAGUUCCGGCACCGGAAAAUCCAGGACGGUGGUUGAGUUGGGUUCUAAAGGUGUCAUGGUCCUAUAUAUAAACGUCCGUAACAAGACAGACAAACACAAUUGGCCGACGCGGGAUGAUAUUCCGGCGAGCAUCUUAGCUGAGGAUCUAGGCAGCUUGACGGAGGAAAGUUAUACGCAUCGUUGUUGCGCUUUCUUCACUGCCAUCUUCCGACAUCUCGACGAGCACCUACAGGAAUUGUUUCUAUCUGCUGGAAAAGACAUUUCUAAGACGAUUGAGCUCUGGCGGAUUGAGAUGGAUGGCACGCGGGGUGAAAAGCGAAGAGUGCGAUUCUUCCGCGAGGUUGAAAAGGUUUAUAAUGAGAUAAUGGAUGCGGAUUCCGCUUCCGUCGAGGAGUUAACAGAGAAUCUCAGCGCAGUUUCCAUUUCCGAACCGACUCAGAAAGAAUUGACUGCAGAGAAAAAUCCAGACGGACUUCCCGACUAUGAAACGAGACUGCGAACCGCGUACGCAAGUCUCAUCGGCACCCUCGAAAACCUUAUGGGAACUACCGAUGAUCCAAAGCUGGUAGUCGCGAUCGAUGAAGCCCAUUGUCUGAGCACGAUGGUUAACGACAAUUUCCGUCCAUCUCACUUACUGUGUCGAGCGAUCAGUGCAUAUUCGUGCGUUGGAGGUUAUCUGGCUUCCGUUUGGGUUGUCUUCGCCUCAACCAACUCGAGGAUUGCCGAUUUCUCUGCUCCAUCUCACAUCCACGAUUCCCAGCGCGUAGUCACAGGUGGAGCACGGCUGUUUCCUCCGUACACAUUGACCGGCUGGGAUCAAAAUGCCGCUCCUCUCGCUGGUAUCACUAAUGCGGACGACGUGUCAAGAGCUGAGCACAUCAUUCGCUACGGCCGACCAUUAUGGUAUUCCUCCAGGACAACCGAUUACACCUACAUCCUGGAUCUGGCCUCGGAGAAGUUGUGCAAGAGCCUUGCACUAAACAUCAACGACUCCAAUCAAAUACUUGCUGUCCUGGGUCAGCGGUUCUGUUUGGAUGUCUGCUUCGGACAUCCAGAAGCUGUGGAAUUUCUGGAGACGGGUGUGGCCAGCCAUCUACGCAUAUGUGAAGCGACAACCGAGGAUCGGAUGUGGAGAUUCACAAGUUAUCCAUCAGAGCCGAUUCUGUCACAUGUUGCAGGAUGCCUCUUGCAUAGCGCACCAGGAUACGUAGUCGAUGCACUCAAAUGCAUGGAGAUGAAUAUCAGCAAUGGAAUGAUCGAGGUCGGUAAGAGCGGAGAGUUGGUUAGUCGCAUCAUCUGGAUCCUUGGCAAGGACUUCUUGCUCCACCAGUUGUACAACUCCGCCGUCCUUGAUCGUAUUAGGAACCCGUACCUGCUGUACUGCCGAAAAGUUCCUCUCACCAAAUACCUCGAGACGUGUUUCGGCCUCGCAGUUUGGCCUGACGACGAGGAGCAGGCGAAUGCGGCGAAGAACGCGCUCCAAAAUGCCUACGUCAAUUUCUCUCACUGGGUCUCAAUGGUGGAGGAUAUCUGUGAUGAAUCUCGUCGCAACUGGUGCGCCAAACAGUGGCUGCUGCGCCACUGGGCACGUACUGCCGCCGUCCAAUGCUGUCACAAUCAACCGCUCGUUGACAAGGUGAUACCAAUUUAUUUCCAAAAGACGGGCCGUAGUUUGCAAGACAGCAUGUCGCUCAUAAUGAUAUCGGACAAAGCUGGGGCGAACGCGAGCCCAACCGACGUCAACGCCAUUCAGGCCAAGCACGCCUCCAUCAACUGUGUCACCGCCCUUCCGAGCAUCGCUGUUACUCUUGAUAUGGGAAUUGCAGAGACGAAGGUCCGAUCCACAUUCCCCACUAGAAGAUCACCUCGUGCUGACGGCCAACAUACGGUGCCCGAGAUUGAGGAUCCCGCGAAUGAUCUCUGUCUACGCAUAUAUGCAACGGGCAUGAACGCCAAGACCUUCCCGUUUCUCGAAGAGAAAGUUGGCUUAGAGACACUUCUGCGGAGCAUUGUUCAGCAUGCGACAGCGCCGAAAUAUCCUCACCCUGUGGGAGAGCAUCUGCGGGACCAGAUGAAGUACGGUAGCAGUUCGAGGCCGAGACACAUGGAAUGGGAGAACGGUGCAAAGGCGCCGGAUGAGCUAUUGAAGUCGUGA
Messenger RNA from Sparassis crispa, 2592 nucleotides. RefSeq lists its product as hypothetical. Bases 1 to 2592 code for a protein of 863 amino acids. The transcript has 8 exons. Lineage: Eukaryota; Fungi; Basidiomycota; Agaricomycetes; Polyporales; Sparassidaceae. The record is from RefSeq and is a predicted model, not a curated record.